Messenger RNA from Engraulis encrasicolus (European anchovy), 1071 nucleotides. It is a transcript of the gene plppr2b, whose product is annotated as phospholipid phosphatase related 2b. Gene Ontology annotation, cellular component: plasma membrane. NCBI's taxonomy places the organism in Eukaryota, Metazoa, Chordata, Actinopteri, Clupeiformes, Engraulidae. The transcript has 6 exons. Gene Ontology annotation, biological process: phospholipid metabolic process; signal transduction; phospholipid dephosphorylation. Gene Ontology annotation, molecular function: phosphatidate phosphatase activity. The record is from RefSeq and is a predicted model, not a curated record. The coding region runs from base 1 to 996 and encodes 331 amino acids.
AUGUUCUACUUCCAGCUGGUGAUUAUGGCCGGGACGGUGCUGCUGGCGUACUACUUUGAGUACACGGAUACCUUCCCCGUCCACGUGCAGGGCUUCUUCUGCUUCGACAAGACCUUCUCCAAGCCCUACCCGGGGCCCGAGGACGACAGCAAGGCACGCCCCGUGCUGGUCUACGCACUGGUCACCGCCAUCCCCACCGUUCUGAUCCUGAUUGGAGAGUUGACACGCUUCUUCAGCAAGUCUGCAGCCUCACAAGAGAGGACCAUCGUGAGCGGAGACUGCUGCUUCUUCAGCCCUCUGCUGCGACGCAUCGUUCGCUUCCUGGGCGUUUACUCCUUUGGCCUCUUCACCACCACCAUCUUUGCCAACGCCGGCCAGGUGGUGACAGGAAACCAGACGCCCCACUUCCUAUCGGCGUGUCGGCCCAACUACACAGCGCUGGGCUGCCAGUCGCCCGUGCAGUACAUCACGGAGAAGCGGGCCUGCACGGGGAACCCCUACCUGAUCGCCAACGCACGGAGGUCUUUUCCCUCCAAGGACGCCGCCCUCAGCAUGUACUCCGCCAUCUACACUGUGAUGUAUGUGACGAGUGCGUUCCCCACCAAAGGCACGCGGCUGACCAAGCCCACGAUAUGCCUGACGGUGCUCUCCCUGGCGGUGCUGGUGGGGGUGGUGCGGGUGUCGGAGUACCGUAACCACUGGUCAGACGUGCUGGCCGGGUACCUCACUGGAGGAUCCAUCGCAGCAUUCCUGGUGACAUGCGUGAUCAACAACUUCGCGCAGACCCAGCCGCCCGCCGUGGUGCCCCUGCCCCUCCGGCCGCUGCCCCCCCAGGCCACGCUCAGCGUGCCCACCGUAACCCUGCCCCGCGUGGAGAGCCCACUGCAAAAGCUCGACGAGGUCCCUAUACUGAGAUCACAUGACCAUCAGCCUUCUCUCGUCCCCGGCCCUCCCGACGUCCCUCGCUCGCGUCGCUACAUCUCCAGCACAGUCUAGACCUGCCUAUCUCCUCCUCCUCGUCAUCGGAUCGAGCCCCUCUCUGCGCCGCACACCCCCGCGGCCGCAACCGAC